UUUGACAUUUGAGUGUGUUUUGUUUUGUUGUUGAUUUGAAACGAUACAAGAAGCCGCACUUUUUUGUAAACAUUUUUCGUUUUUAAAACUUUUGCCCUUAAAUUUUAAUAAAUAAGCUUUAAGAAUGUCUUCUAAACCACCAGAAACACUGACAUUUCCCAAUGAUGAACCCAUCGUCCUCGACUGUAAGUCGGCAGUCUCUUAUAUGAAUAAAAACGACUAUGAUCGAUCUCAGAUGACUCUUGGAUUUGUAUGGCAUCUUAUCAAUGUCCAUCAUCGUGGUAAAUUUUCACAACGUUCGAUUCUUGAAGCUCUAUUCAAAGCUGUUGGCGAUGAAGAAUUCUUUCCAAUGGUCUACAAGGAAGGGUCACAAAUUGAUUCAUUUCUAGUUCGACAAUGUACACCAGCACUGGACAAACUUUUCUUAAAGAAUUUAUGCCUCACUAUGCCCAAUGGAAGCACAUUGAAGCUGGAAGUUUUGCUUAAUGUUGGUGUCUAUAAAUUUGGUCAGAUAUCGCCAUCGAGGCGUAUAGAAAAAGCCCUUGCUGGCUUGUUUAAGAAGUUAGAAAAAGGAGGUAUUUUGAAUUUGAAUGAAUUCGGCAAAAAUCCAGAAUUCAGUGAUAUUGUUGUAAAUCUUCAGAAUAAAGCCGUGUUCGAAGCUGUUUGCCGUUCAGUAUUCCGAAACGAAGAACAAUUUCGGCGUGUCAAUGGCUUACGCCUGAAAAACAAUAAUAUUUCAAGUCUGCAACCUUUGAAAGUCUUCAAUGGUUGUGAAUUUGAUGUAUUAGAUCUCAGUGGAAAUAGGCUACAUUCGUCUUCACGAAUUUGCAAAGACUUGAAAGAAAUCAAAAUUGAAUUACUUUUUCUCGAAGGGAAUCCGGUGACCGAAGGUGAAGAUUAUCCCUUGAAUUUGAAAAAUUUAUUCAAAAACUUCGUCAAGUUGGAUGGUCGAACUGUGGAGGAGUUAAAAACUAUGCCGAAACAAUUAGAGAAGGAUGAUGAUGAUGGUAAUACGGUUGCAAAAUUAAUUGAUCCAAACAAGCCGAAUCGCUUAAAAAAAUAUGAAAAUAAUGACAACUGGAAUUCAAUAACUAUAACGAAUCCAAAUAACUAUGGAAAACGUGAAAUUUUAGAUGCCUUCUUUGAUGCUCUUCCUCAAGAAUUGGGGGAAAUAUACCCCUGCAAUUAUAUCGAAGAACCACAAGAGCACACUUUUUUCGUUCGAGAGUGUUAUGAGCAGUUAAAAUUUUUAGUAAACAAUUGUAAGCUACAAAUCCAAGGACCAGACCCAAAUUCCGAAAGACUUACACUACAGUUACGAAUGAACGUUAAGAACUUUGAUAAUGAUCCCUUGGAUGCCGUCAAAGCUAUAGCAAAAGCUAUCACACAGAGAUUUUUUGAAAAAGAUCGCUUGUUGGAUUUGGAAGACUUGAAUUCAGCUGCGGGUCUCGAAAAUGUUGAACUGAAUCUCCGAUCGCCCAGAGUCCUCAAUCGAGUUCUAACCCAAGCUAGCAAUAGAUUUGCAAAGAAAAUUUUAGAAUUACGAUUGGGUAGAAAUCGUAUAUGGAGUUGUAAUUUUGCCAAACCCUUUCUUCAGAUGUUGCACUUGAGAGUACUUGAUUUAAGUUAUAAUAAUUUGAAGGAUUUCAGUGAUUUCUUAGAAUUGGAAAAACUCCCAAUCAAAGCUUUGAUUUUGAAUGGCAAUCCUCUUUGUGAUUCGUACACUUAUGCACCUGAGUAUAUCAAAGCUACCAAAGCUAUGUUUCCUGAGAUUACUAAAUUAGAUAAUAUUGAGCUAGGUUCACUGUCGCUUUUGAAAACCAAGAAGAAUUUUCUCUGUGACCUCAAUGGAUAUGAUUUGGUUCAACAAUUUGUAAAUCAUUAUUUUACGUUAUUUGAAUCAGAAAAUAGACUUGAUUUAAAAGAAAUGUAUCAUCCAAAAGCGAUAUUUUCGAUGACCUGCAACUAUAGCCUGGCUAAACUUAAUAAUCAUACUACAAAGCGAAUCUCUCGGUACACAAAUUUAGCACGAAAUAUUCUGAAAAUGUCAGACUUCUCUAGAGCUGUGGCCUCGUUGCAUAGUGGCUAUGACGAAAUUUGCCAGGCUUUGGUGGCGAUUCCAAAUGUUGAACAUGAUGUUGUCGGAUUUACGACCGAUACAACAAUAUUAAAUGAUAACAUGUUUGUAAUAACAAUUACGGGAGUAUUAAAAGACCUUGCUCAAUCAGCUAUUGAUCCGGAUAUAAUUUUGGCUUUUAGCAGAAUUUUCGUACUAACACCUUUCAUCAAAGACACGGGUAUACUUGGUUGUUCUAGCGAAUUUCAAAUAAUCAACGAUCUGUUUAGUGUGUCUAAUCCAUCAGAAUGGCAACUGCAGAAUUCAUUUAAAUUCUCUAGAAAUCCAAUAAUUAAAAAAGAAAAAACACUUACAAGCGAAGACAAAGAAGGUUUGAUAGUAAUGUUUCAAGAGCUUACUACAAAUAAAACAAUUUGGUGUAGAAGGUUUCUUGAUGAAGCCGAUUGGGAUUUUCAAAAAGCGGUUGAACUUUUUCUUGAAGAAUUAAAAAAGAACAAAAAACUUCUUUAGUCGUUUCUCAUGUUUUAUGAUGAUUUACUUUUUGUACUUUUAUAUAAAUAAAGUGUUAUUUUGUUUACUUUUAUUUCUUAAACCAAGAUAAUAAUUAAGU
This is a messenger RNA of Eupeodes corollae, 2687 nucleotides long. RefSeq names its product nuclear RNA export factor 2 (gene nxf2). Gene Ontology annotation, cellular component: nucleus. Gene Ontology annotation, biological process: poly(A)+ mRNA export from nucleus. The record is from RefSeq and is a predicted model, not a curated record. The transcript has 14 exons. The coding region runs from base 125 to 2587 and encodes 820 amino acids. NCBI's taxonomy places the organism in Eukaryota, Metazoa, Arthropoda, Insecta, Diptera, Syrphidae. Gene Ontology annotation, molecular function: RNA binding; protein binding.